AUAUUGCUGUCAAGGGAAUUCCAAUAAAUCUGACCUUGGAAUGUGACACAGUGGUUGGAGCACAAGUCAAGUCUAUUUGGGAAUUGGGUGAUAGUAGUAGCAACGUAACUGGUACUACGUUCACUACAACAACAACGAAAGCUACUUUUAUGAAAGACGUCACUUUUAUCACUGUGACCCUUGGCCAGACUGUGAAAACAUACACGGAAGAUCCCUUUACAAGCAUAACAUCCCAGACAACAGUUGAUGUCUAUAAUGCCAUUCCAUCUGUGGAGGUCACACUGAGUGCCUUUCAGAUAGCCCCUUCAGGAAGUGUAAACUUCAAUUCAAGUGUACCUUCAACUCCUGGUAACUAUGGAAACGUGUUCUUCAUUUUCAAUUUUGGAGAUGGUUCAGCAGCUGAUAACAGUUCUAGUGGGAGUGUCUCACAUACAUUUACAGCCAUAGGGAAUUAUAGUAUUACAGUAACGGCAACCAAUGGGCCCAGUUCGGUCUCUGUGACCCGGUUUGUGGAGGUGCAUGAGCAGAUAGCAGGGUUGAACCUGACCUAUGACGGACCGAAAAUGACCAAUGAUCCUAUCACUUUUACUGCAAAUGCUUCCAGGGGAAACUUCUUGACGUACCAGUUUGAAUCCACACUUUUCAAUGUUACUCAGAAAUUGAGUACUUUUUCACACACGUUUGCAAACAAAGGAAACUAUCUAAUCACGUUGACUGCCUCUAAUGCAUUGAGCUCCCAGCAUACAACACUGACUGCUUACAUUUUGAGCCCGACAGAGAUUUUGAUUGUUAGUUUGAAGUUGAAUGGGACAGCAAUAAGUGGCUGCUAUGAGACAAACCUCAGUCAUACCCUUUCUGUUGAAGUGAUACACUAUGACAAAACCAGGCUCCUGUAUGAUUGGGAUUUCGGCAACUCUGUGGUAAUUUCCAAUUCCCUAUCCACGCAACAUCAAGGCUAUACCUUUGCAGGCAACUUUACACUCAAGGUGACUGCUAAAUACACACCUCAAAAUGCGUCUAUACAACAGUCUGUUGACCUGUGCCUUGAAGAGAGAAUAUCAACACCUGAAAUACAAUUAACCAGUCCAGUAGCCUUACCACCAUCAGGUACUGCUUCCAAAAACGUCACUGUUACUGUAAGGACCGGAAGUCCACUGCACUAUCAGUGGUUAACAAAUGCCACCACUACUGGCUCAGCAACUGGUUCCAGCAUUGGGGUUCAGUUCUUAGGGGAGGGAUACUACAACUUAAAUGUUACGCUGAACAAUAAUAUUAAUACAGUGGCUGUUAGCAAAGUUGUACAAGUGAUUCAGGAGAUAAGUGGACUGGCCAUAUCCUGUACAUCAUGUAUCACCAAGGCAGGAAAUUUCUAUGUUCAGCGAAAUGUUGCAAAUAAUUACAUGGUUUCCAUAUCAACAGGCUCUCAAGUGACGUACUCUUGGGACAUGGGUGAUACAAAUACAUCCCAAGGAGCCACCAAAACUCACCGGUACGGUGCAACAGGUCAAUACAACAUUACCGUCACUGUUAGUAACCCUGUUACGUCAUCAUUGAAGAAAACGGUCACAAUUCACGUUGAAGAUCCAAUCACUUCAGUGACUUUGGAUUUUAGUGGUUAUGACUGGUUAGCAAACCUUGUACCUGCAACAACUAAUAUUAAAAACCUAGAUAUUUCAAAGAUAGGAAAGUUCCAGGUUGCUGUUCAGCCGACAGGCAUGUCUUUGGAAUAUUCAUGGACAUUCGACACAGGAUUAACACCAUUAGUUUCUACUUCUAACCAAGGAUCUUAUUCCUACACAUCUCUAGGAUGGAAAUCUGUCACUGUAAAAGCAAGCAAUUUGCUGAACAACAUGACAUCAGCAACACUUGGGUUUUAUGUCAUUACCGCAAUAACAGAUAUAAAUGUAACAGAAAAUGGCAAUCAGCUGUCAACCACCAGUAACUACACUGUCGGGAUUAACAAGCCUUACACCUUCACAGCUACCUCCAACCAGGCCACUCCUGGCUCAGUCACCUACCUAUUUAUUGUCCGGGAGAACGGUGUUCUUGUAGCCAUCUCCAAUAAUGAUACUUCCCCAUCUUACACUUACAAUUUCACAUCAGAAAAGUCUUACAGGCUGUUAAUAUCAGUAAAAAACUCUCAGACUCCUACCAAUUUUGAGAAAUCGUACAACAUUGAGCCAAUCAAGUCAAUAACUGGAGCCUUCAUCACGGCCCCUGCUGGGGAAAAUGGAAACAUAACCCUGGGGUCAUCCAUCACACUGACAGGUGGCUGCGCAGAUGGGAAGUAUCCUAAAUACAGAUGGUAUUAUGCUCAAGCCCCUGCAGGGGAGCUCAUUCCAACACAUCCUACCAACACCACAGUGAUAACCAUCACCCCAACUCAAGUGGGCAUGUACAUCAUACAACUGGAAGUGUACAACUAUGUGUCAAUACCACAGAAUGCCACCUACAGACUGAAUGUUCAGACUGGUGUCUCAGGUGUUAGCAUUGACGUGUCUCUGCCGUUUCCCGAUGCUGUUGAAAUCGGGUCUUCAAAAACUUUCAAUGCGGUUGUCACAGCGGGGACUGAUGUCACAUAUAAUUGGACCUUGUACGAGAAUGGUUCGAAAAUUGGAACUGGAGAUCAUCAGUUUUACAAUGUGAACUUUUCAAAGCAAGCUUUGUAUAACAUUACAUUGGAAGUGAAGAACUUUGCCAGCUCAGAAUCGAAAUUCAUUGAAAUCUAUUCAUUGAUUCAUGUGCCUUAUUUUGAGCUGGAAGUCAUUGGUGGAAGUCAGAUAUCUGGUGGAAGUGGGAUAGCAGCCAAGACUGGUACAAGCCUUACUUUCCUGCCCAACAUCAGUUUUGUAAGCUUCAUAAGCUUUCUUUAUACAAUCAACGGAACCAGUGAAAAGAAUUCGAGCACGCUGGCAAAGACAUUCUCCUCUGCUGACCAUUACAUAGUGAGUCUGAAUGCAGAAAACAAGAUUAGCACCCAGAGCAGCCAGCAGUUGAUUGUUAUCCAGGACCCGAUAAUGGGACUGGUAGUGCAAGGUUGUAAUCACACAGUCCUGCUUGGCACUGCAUACACUCUGAUUGCCUCACAGUCGCAGGGUACAGAGGUCUCCUACAGUUGGACCAAGGAUGGCGCAGUAUCAACUGGUCCCUCAGUGGUAGUCCAGUAUGAUAUCGUGGGAAAUUACAGCGUAAACCUGAACGCCGAGAAUUACGUCAGUGAUAAGAUGCUAUACUGUUAUGUAACCUAUCUUGGAGUAAUUGGUAAUCUGCAAAUAACCAAGUCGCAUUACAGUUACCUUAAUUUCCCAGUGACGUUCACAGUUUCAGGGGUUUACAUAGACCCGGCUAAUUUCACAUGGACGUUUUCGCAUGGUCCAGGUCCGGAGCACACAAAAUAUCCUAGCUUGACAAUUACAUUUACAACAGCUGGAUCUUACGACCUCUCCGUUGUCGUCGACAACGGAGUCAGCCAGGAUGUAGUAAACUUCACCUUUGUAAUGGAGGGCCUUCUUUGUUCCGUUCCAAAAGUGUCUCCACACGGAAGCCUCCAGCGCACAACUCUCCGCUCAAGAGUGAUUGAGUUUGCUGUUACUGUGGAAACUAAUGACUGCAACAAGUACACCUCAGCAAAUGAGUGGGUCAUUUAUCAGGCAAACUCAUGCUCAGCACCACUGAAGAAUAUUUUCAACCUAAGCAGUUCUGUCCACAUCAACACUCCUGAACUGCGAGUGCCAGUCCGGACUCUCAGCUAUGGCACGUACUGUGUGACGUUCAGACACCAGUACCAGAAAACCCCUGUAACUGAGACAGUUAAGUUCAAUCUGACGAUUGAGCCCACUGAUCUGGUGACCAUCAUAGCUGGGGGAGAUGAGUUGAGCACAGUGGAGGGUUCAGAACUUACCCUUGAUGGCACGCUUUCAUAUGACCCUGACCUUGAACCAAACACAGUGCUGGGAUACAGAUGGUCAUGUCUACAAACUGCUGGAAUCAACACAGGUGUUUGUUCCAAGAUCAAUACUGUGACGUCUUCUUUGGUGACCUUGACCAGCUUAACCUUGACCUCUGGAGAUGAGUACAAUGUGACCUUGACUGUGACAGCUCCAGGCAGAAUCAGUAGCAGCAAGUCACAGCUGAUCCACAUUGCUUCGAGUACCAUACCCAGAGUAGAGACCACCUGUGUGUCCUGCAUUGCAAACGGACAUUAUACCCUGAUAGCCAGCAAGAGUGUGUCCAUAGAAGGAAAGUGCCUGUCAGGCUGCACUGCACUAACAUCCUACAGUUGGACUGUUACUGACAUGUCCACUAACACACCAGUCAGUGUUAAUAGCACGGCCACCACAACGGGUACUAACAAACUGAAUUUUGUUCUUAAGGCUAACGCGCUGUCUGGUUCAAAGAACUAUGCCUUCAAACUACAGGCCACUGAGGGAUCCAAGUUUGGAUACGCCCAGUUUGUUCUGCCACCCAGUUCCAUACCUUCUGGAGGUCUGUGCACAGUUUCCAAGACAUCCAAUGUGAUCCCUCUAAAGGACCGACUGAUGAUAUCUUGUCAGAAUUAUGUAGAUCUAGACACAAUGUCUGGAAUAUAUUAUCAGGUGAAAGUGAUCAGUACGAGCAAGGCAGAGGAAUAUAUUGCCUACUACGGCACCCGGUCUGUCAACUGGAUCUACCUGGCUCCAUUUGCCAACACCAGUUUUGAGGCUAUCACGAUCCAGGUGAAUGUACUGAAUGACUACGGGUCAAAAGGAACAGGAAAUACCUUCACUGUAAGUUUUGCUCACCCGACACUAGCCGCAAACCAAGCGAACAAUGUGGACUUCAUUAGAGAUCACAUGAUCAGCACGCUUCCAACGAUUGUGAACCAGAACAAUCCUGUUCUUCUUGUCCAAUACUGCACUGCGGCUCUCAGCUUCCUCAACGACCAAUCACAGCAAGGGGUCAGCUCAAACGAGAUACGCAUGGCUCUUAGGGAGGUUGUUGCACAUUCUCUGAGUGGACUCCCACUGGGCAAUAUCUACACUGUUCAGCAGAUGUCAAAUGCUAUUGAAUAUCUUGCGGCCUUUCCAAAUGAGCUCUCUUCCAAUAUCCUGCAAAUUGUCAGCAGCGAAAUAGAGUCCUUGGCAAAAGCAAUGGAGACCAUGGUAAAGAAAGGCCACGACCAGACAGACUACGAACCUGACAAGCUCCUCAACACCAUCACCAACAUCCAGAGGGCACUGCAGCUCACCACGACCAACAUCAGUGACAUUGGCACCCUCGCAAUGUUUGGUGACCUCAAGAAGUACCAGCUAGAGGUCAGCAGUGGCGUUGCCGUGAAGGUGUAUGGAAACCUGGAGGAACAGAUCAAAUCCAUGAUAAUAAAGACCGUGGAGUACACCAACCAGCUCAUGAUAGUUCCAUUGAGGUCCCUUCUUGCUGACGAGGAACCAAUACAGAUCAAGCUCAGUGAUGGUUCGGUAACCAUGGGGAUGCACGUGUCCGUGAACAAAUUGCAGGAGGACUUCCAGGUUGCAGGGGUCAAAUUGGAUGUACCACCCAGUGUGGUCGCUUACACGUCAUACUCUCAAUCUUCCAUUUUUGAGCUGUUCACCGCCAGCACAAUAAACCCGUACAAUUUCGGACUUGACACCUCAGACCUUAACACAAACACACUGUCCAUUGGAUUCUACAGCAUUGAUGGGAGCACAGUGAAGGUGGCAAACCUUCCCGAUUCCUCAGCAAUCACCAUGUACCUGUUUGAUCGGGAUAGCACCCCUUACGUUAUCAAUAGCUCAGGGCUAGUGUACUCCAACAGAUAUGAUCCACUGGGCAACAUGAGCUAUUCAACCAGCAGUAAGCCACUGAAGGGCAACACCAACUACCAGACCAGUACACUGACCCUCCCUUCUGCAUCUGGAGAAUCUCUGCAUGUUCAGAUCAGGGUGAAUUUCACAGACUCAGUCAGGAGAACUAACUGCAACGCUGAAGAAGAAUGGUCUAUGAUGGAUGAUCUAAAGCAUGAUCACAGGGAAUAUACGUUCUACAUUCCACCAAGUGAAAUGGAUACCUCCAAUGAUGUAUUCAAGGUGGUGGUAUCUGCUAACCAGAACGUGGAGGUGUCUGUUGGCACCUAUUUCUCACGCUGCCUCUAUUUUGAUGAGACCUCCACUGCUUGGUCUGAUGAUGGGUGCACACCACAGGCAGAAUCUGUCGCCCAGGUUACGGUCUGCAAGUGUAAUCACAUGACCUCAUUUGGUGGAACAUUCCUGUUGUCACCUGAUGAAAUAGACUUCACUGACCUGACACGACUGGACCUUGCCAACAAUCCAGUGGCCAUCAUCACAUGCAGCGUGCUUGCCUUCCUGUAUAUUGUGCUGCUGAUAGCCUGUCGACGAAUGGACCGCAUUGAUGUGAACAGAAUCUCGCUGAUCCCACUGUGCGGCAAAGAUGGCUCCUUCAAAUAUGAGGUCACCAUAGUUACCGGAAGAUUGCCUGGAGCAGGAACCACUGCCCAUGUUGGUAUACGCCUCCAUGGUGAUUAUGGCAAGUCAGCUCGCCAGCAUGUUAGCAAGCCUGGGGCUUUCGGACGAAACUGCUCAGACAUGUUUAUCAUUGCCUAUGACGUCAACCUUGGAGACCUGAAAAAGGUUCAGAUAUGGCAUGAUAACACGGGUCUGUCGCCUUCAUGGUACCUGAGUCAUGUGAUUGUGAACGACCUUCAGACCGAUCACAAGUACUAUUUCUUUGCGAACUCUUGGUUGUCCUUGCAGGCAGAAAAUGGGUCCAUACAAAAGGAUAUUAAAGUUGCAACCCCAGAAGAGAUGCACAAGUUCGGCCACCGCAUGUCCACGGCUGUGUUCAACUCACUGGCAGACAAGCACCUGUGGCUCUCCCUGCUCAACCGUCCCGCGCAGAGCAGAUUCACGCGGGUCCAGCGCCUCACCUGUUGCUUCACACUUCUGUUCACCUUUGUCGGCAUGAACGCCAUGUGGUAUGGUCUCCUCAAGACAACCAACGAGGAUCUUGGAUGGGACAAUUUCGGCUGGGAGGAAAUGGUGCUUGCGCUCAUAAGCAAUGUCAUGGUGCUGCCGUUCAGUAUCGGCCUCAUCUAUCUGUUCAAGAGGAGCAAAUCUAAGUCCAACAUCUUUGACCGUAUUCAGAAACCCCAGACAGCUCAGACUCUAGAGAUAGAAAACUACUGUGAAGAUUCCCAGGCCGGGUCCCUCAAUAGUUCCAACAUGGGCGCCAUUCCAUAUGACCUGGAAAGGGAGAGCACCAUCGACUCUGUGCCAAAUGCCCCAGCCAGGUCCCUCAAACGAUCCCGCCAUGUUGCCAAGACUCACCGCGAGAACACAGACGACAGUCUGUACCAGAAGCCGCGACCAUCUGUGGCAGUAACAAAUUCCAGCUCAGAUCCACUGUGGACAAACGACGCCAUUUUACAGUGGCCCGAUAACGUGCCUUCGUAUGAGGACAGCAACGAUUCACGUCCCUCCACCAGCUCUACAACUUCCAAUCAGCCCACAGUACGGCAGGCUCCCUGCAAACCAGGCGGGGCCACCCAGGAGGCCAGAAAGUCGCAAGGGAUUCACAGCAAGGAAGAUGCCAGUCAACUGCUGGAAUAUCUUGACAAGAUGGAGACCGACCUGAAAGAGACUGAGACCAAGUCUGUCAAGUCUCAGGGCAGCAAACGCUCGAGCCACUCACUGAGAAAGGCCUCCACAACCAAAUCCUCGCAGUGGGGAAGCUUGGAGGACAUCCUGAACUCGGACGAUGAGAGCCUCAUAGACGGGGGCAAGCAGAGGGGCAUGAAAAAACGAGGCUCCACACUCAGCCAGGCCAGCUCACAGCAAAAAUUCAACCCAAGGUCUGAUCCCAGGAUCAAUGGCAAUGGAUCUCAUUGGCCGAAAACUCGUGAGUCACUAGCCAGCAGAACGUCUGCUGGAGGUUCCUUCUCCCAGCGACCCGGCACAACAGGCGUAACUGCUGGACUUAGACCUGGUUACUACAGCGAGAUGACAAUGGAGUCCCACGACGUGAAGAUGCAUGCGCCCAAGGAGAAGUGCACGCUGCCCCACUGGUGCGUGUACAUCGCAUACGUGAUCUGCCUGAUGCUCAGUGCCUUCUCCACAGUCAUGGUGGUCCUCUACUGCUUCCAGUUCGGCUACAGCGAGUCCAUGCAGUGGCUGCUGGCUCUAAUCCUGUCUCUUGUCAUGAGCUUCCUUGUCAUCGAGCCCCUAAAGGCCUUCCUUAUUGCCGUGUACGUGGUUGCUAUGAUGAAGAGUGUGGAAGAAGAUGAGGAUGAUGACCAGAUAGAAAUCAAACCAACCUUUGACAACUCAAACGAAAAGAUCAAGGACGAGAAAUUCCGGCCUAUCGGAGGUUUUGCCCUGGUUCGAGCCAAGGAGGAAGGUCGUAGAAUACACCGUAUGAACAUCAUGAUUCGCCAGUUUGUCGCGUAUGUUUUCUACCUGUGGCUGAUGAUGGCGAUUGUCUACAUACACUUCAGUUAUGACUCCUAUCUGAUGACCAAACAGGUUGAACGUGACUUUUUUACCCCGAAAACAGCAUCUGGACAGAACUUCUCAAGAAUCAGGAGUAUUGAAGAGUUCUGGGACUGGACAGAGAACGUGUACACUGACUCGCUGUACCUCAAGGACACGGCUACAGACGAGGAACAUGGCUAUCUACUGGGCCCGGCCAGAAUGAGGCUCAUACGUGGACUAACAUCCAAGUGCCAGGCCUCUAACGCUGCAGCCCACUACGGAGCCUCCACGCUGACAGACCGUACGUGUCACGGAGAGGGGCAGUACGAGGAGGACACUGGCACCUACAAAGAGGGAUGGAACGGCAGCAACUCUAAUGGCUCAUGGAAACAUUACUCAGCCACUCAGCUUGGAAGCACCCACAAGCUUGGCCAUGUAGCCAUCUACCCUGGCGGUGGCUACCCCAUGGAGCUGGGUACGACCUACCACGAGACUCUGACCAUCGUCCAGGACCUCAAGGACAAGGGCUGGGUCGACCUGCUGACCCGGGCAGUCAUCUUUGAGUUUGCUCUGUAUAGCCCGGGCUCCGACAUCACGGCAAUGGUGGCCAUGCUUGUUGAGUUUCCACUUACGGGAGGCGCCAUCGCAAGCUAUGAAGUACAGAGCGAGAAACUGCUGUGGUUUGAAGACGGGAAAGUGGACCCACUCAUGGUUCUCGAGUGCAUCUUGUUCCUGGUUUGCCUCUACUCCUGGUUGCACCUGACCCUCCAGAUACGAGAGCUGGGCCGGCAGUUCUUCAAGGACUGGUGGAACUAUUACGAGAUCGCCACCACCCUCAUGACAACUGUCACUGUGGGGAUGUACAUCGGCUGUGUUGUCGAGGCCACCAGCACAUUCAACGAGUUCUUGGCAAAUAUGACUAGUUUCACAAAUUUCGAGCGGACCGCGUAUAUACAUGUGGGAACAAGAUACCUCCAGGCGUGGUUGCUGUUCCUUCUGAUGUACAAGGUGGUGAAGCAGUUGCGUUUCGUCAAGUUCAUGAAAGUGUACGAAAAAACAUUGAGUGCAGCUUUCAGCCACCUGCUGGGUACAGGCCUGAUUUUUCUCAUACUGCUCAUGGUGUACGCACAAGUGGGAUACUUGUUGUAUGGCCGUGUUCUGGCAGAGUUCGAGACAGUGGGUCAUGCAGCCAACACACUCCUUGUGAUGAUUCGUGGACAUUUCAACUUCCUACCGAUGCUGGACCAUCAAGAGACCUUUACCCACUUCUAUGUGUACUCCUACUAUGCCUUUGCCUACGGUAUCAUGGUUGCCCUGGUGGUGGCCAUACUGCAGAGCACGUACCACACCAUCAAGUCCCAGCAGACCUUCAAGGCCAGUAUCGAGAUGCAGGACCACGAAAUGAUUGAGUUCAUGUUGAAGAGAUUCAAACUCUGGGCUGGCAUACAAAAACCUAAGCCGGCAUUCCGUCGCGUGAGAUUUCCAGGGUUCCCGUCGAUAUCUAGUCGGAGUUCGUCUAGCUAUUCCAAUCGCAGUUCCGCAUCCGAGCAGACUGUGCCAGCGACUGUCGUGGAACAAGAGUUCUCCCGUGUCCAGCUUAAUAGCAUGAUGGCACGACUCACUCCAACCUGGAAUGCAGUCUUGAAACGCAUGGAGAAGCUUGAAGUCUUAGAAAAUGAUGAGGAAGUUCUAGUCAAGAAAGCAGAGAAUGAGAUGAAAGAUCUGAACUGGAAAUGCCGCAUAAACGAGCUGGAGCGCCAAAGAAAGGAGCUCCUGAACUGGAAAAAUCAGCCCGGGGGCAGUUCCAAGGCUCCAAGUGGGGAGGGGGCUACUCAACCUAGACAAUCAGUGGGCAAACGUGGGCCCAACAGAGACAACACGGAGCGCAAGGCUCCUGCUACAGUCACAGGUGGCGCCACUCGAGAUCAACCCUCGGGGAAUCCUGGGGACGAGCAGGGAGCCACAGGCGGGCGGCGGCCCCUCAGUUAUCAGGGGGCACGUCUAGAGGGGACUACGCCCGGGACACGGAGAGCGUCUUCCCAGGAUAAAAAUACACAGGACAAAAACACGCUACAGAAGUUUCUAAAAAGUGUGAAGCCUUCAAAGGCCGCAUGGAAUAAGUGAGUGAAUGGCUUCGAGUGUUAGAUUAUUUAUAUGUAUAUACAUUACAUGAUAUAUAUUCAGAGUAGGGAUUGAAUCUUAAAGGGUAAAUAAGAUAGUUGGGACUUUUAUUUGAUCAAAUAUUUCUCCAAGCAGGUGGACAAUUGUUGUUAUUAUCAAUCACUCUCAUAUGCCAAAUAAUCAUUUAUGUCUUUCAUUAGUGCUAACAUGUGAGGUAAUGGACUCACAAUUCCAAAUAAACACUUCCACGCGUUUAGAGAGUGUAAUGAUGCGCAAAUAAGUAGACAAUUGUUGUGAAAAGCGCAUAUAGUGUUUGGACACAUGUGUCUGGUAAUAGUACCCGUGUUACCGCUAAGUAGCUCAAGAAAGGAUGGAGUGCUCAGAGUGCCAACACAAACUGCUGAUAUAAGGAGACCAGACAGUCAGAACUAACUGUGCUUAUCAAGGGAGAGAAUUCAUAUGCUGAUAAAAACAGUAUUCCAUAAACAGAGCUGCUGAUGUCACCUAUAUGUGAUACAUUUACUUGAAUUGUUUGUUUAUUUUGAAAACACAUUAUUGUUUUAGUCAAAAUCUUAUUAUGUUUUUUUGUUGUUUCUUUGUUCAGUUGUUCUUGUGUGAUACAAUCAGUUUGUGCCAACUGUCUCCUUUUAUAUUAACAUGUAAGUUUCCUUAGUUGUGAAGCUAAGAUGAAUAGUUUUGUACAUUUUGGAAUUAUUUACAAAAACCUGAUUAGUGAUAUACGUAUAUAGCUGCCAGCAAUUUGCUGCUGAUAUAUGCUUACAUAUACCUAUAUGAACAUUCCAAUUUAUCGAUGAAACAUUAUUGGAAUAAAAUGAAAUAAUAGGUAUGCAUUAUACAUUUAUUAGCUCUGUAUUGGUUCCAUUUGGUACAGACAGUGUGUGGGUAACUAAUCUUCUUCUACUGGUUUGCAUGCAGAUGCUAGGAUAUUCCAAUGACUUGCAAUAGUUAGUUUUAUACUGAUGAUACAUAUAGAACAAUAAUGUAGUUUAUUAUGUUAGAAAUAAAACAUCAGGUUUUACUAGUUACAGAACUGUCAUAGUGCCUGUCCUAUGAUAAUGUAGAUGUAAAUUGAAAUACGUAAUUUCAAACUAAAUGUGCAUUACUCUAAGUGCUUCUUCAUUCGAUUGUGCUUUUUUUUAUAUUCAAAUACAUAUUUCUAGAACUAUGUUUACAUAAGUUAUCUUUGAUACCACAGUGCCUUAUCAUAGAUUUAUGUAUGAUUGUUUGUAUUAAUUUUACCUACUGCUGAUCAGUAAGAUUGCUUUACUAGUAUGUGCCUUUUGGGUUAAUUGUAAUUAACUUUUGUGAGGAAGUGCAUUAAAAGAUUGAAUGGUUAUUCCACCAAAAAAAAGCUAAUAAAGAUGUUAAGAAGGCUAAUAUAAGCAUGGAAACAUCUAGAAUUGCGAUUAAUGAUGCAAAUGUUUUUGCCUGUUAACUGUACAUAUAUAUUUGAUAGUAUAUAUACCUUUAUUUAUAUAUUUAUUUAUAAAAAAAAAACACAAUGCAUUUAUAUCUAAUCACAGGAAGUGCUGAUGUUUGUGAUAAUCCGUGAGAAAUCCGUCCAAGAUAUAUUUAUUUAUUUCCUUUUGCAUCAAGAACUUUGUUUAUUGAUUUUUUUCUAUUUGGCCAAAUAAAAAUAGCCAUGUUUCUGGUUUCCUGUCCGAAUAAACAAAUGUAAGAAGGUAGAUGGGAUGAGAAUUGUUCAUAUACAUGAAGAUUUACAAAAUAACGCAGAUGGGUCCCAGCAGAUUUAAAAUAAAUAACAAAUAUGCCAGAAGUGAAAAUUCCUGUUUAAAUUUUGAAUAAUUAAUAAUUAUAUAAUUAUUUCAAAGGCUAUUCUGCAUUCAACAAGCUUUAGAACAAAAAAAAUGGGCGGCCAUUAAAAAGGAGCAGGUUUUUUGGGGACCAGAAACACAAAUAAUUUUUUGUUGGCCUUGAAGUUCAUCAUAAUUUGAAUGCCUAUGUGCCACUGUACAACAUGACAUGACAGUAUUUAAAGUAUUAUAGAUUGUGUGAUGUAAUGUUCAUGUAGGUCUGUUACAAUUUUGCUCAGUGACAUUCCGGUGAUACCAAGUAUUAUUAUAACCUGCGAUACAAACUAAAAUGGGUUUAUACUGUGAUCACUGCAGAUAACUGGCAUUAGACCUUAAUUGUUGGAAACGGUUAUCCAACACUAUUCAAUGUUCAACAUUCAAACAUGCUUUGCUUGUGUCUUAUAAAAUUAAGUUGUGCAUGUGCUCUUUUUUUAUCAUCAAACGUUAAAAUUUACAAAAGUUGUGCUCCUUUUUAAACUAAGAUUUUUUUAAACUUUUUAUUGUUCCUAUUGAAUUAAUUAGUAAAAAUACACGUCUCUGAAACUCAAAUGCCCAGAUGUGUUAUAUUGUGUAUGUUACAUUGUGUAUCGGCUUGUUACUUAUUUUCAUCAAAUCAUGACACAGGGUCAAAACUACACGCACACAGGGGUCAAAUAGUUUGCAAAUAAUAAUUAUAUAGCAAAAUAACUAUAAAGAAUCUUAGUCUCUGAAACCACAUGGCUUAAAGGUUUAGUAUUUGGUAUCUUACAUGGUAAAUUCUGUUUCUCUACAAACUUUUUCCAAAUAAUGCCUAUGGGGUCAAAACUGGACACGUCCCACUGUCCGAUUGUUACAACUUGCUACAUAUUACUACAUGCAGGGUUAGUAUGUGUCUCUUGUUCCCGGGACAAGCUAUAGUCAUUACUUCAUUUUAAAAAGCUGGUAGUCACAAAGAGUUUUAGUUAGCUUUUAAUGGUGUGUUUUAUGCAUGAUCAUUGAUAACACUGGCCUUUUUUGCUCUUUUUGAUUGGAAAAUUGGUGAAAAAAUUAGCACAAUAAAAUUGACUAUUACAGUUAUCUGUGAUGAGUUUUCCAAUCUAUAUUUGAUUAGAAGGAUAAACGUUAAAAAAACUGCUUUGUAACUAGUUUUCUUUUUUACAAAAGGGUACAAUGUAAAACAUUAAAGGCUAAUUUACACGUUCCCAAAACUUGUCUGAAGAACACCAUAAAAUUAAUAGCCAGGGACUUUGUUUUGUAAAUACCUGACAUUUUCUCAAAUUGUUUCGUAAAUACCUGACAUUUUCUACAAAGUUGUUCAUGGAAAAAAAUGUAUAAAAAGUGCCCAAAAAAAAGAAACAUUAAGAAAUUAUAGUACAUUCCAUGCAUUCCUCAAGAGGUAUGUAAAUAUUAUAUUAACUAGAAAUAAAAUUGAUUGUUAGUUUAAUAUUUUAUUCAACCUUUCCUUUAUAUCGAGUUUUAUUGCACAAUAUCAAUAUAUUUGUAACAUUUUUUAAUUUAUUAUUUAUUUGACAAAUGACUAACAUUUACAUAAAUGACAAUCUCUUCUGAAAAAAUGUUUUUGUACUAGAGUUGUUGUACAACAAUUAUUAUUUUAUGUAAUGUAAUAUAUCAUCCACACUAAUUAUGUUGCUAAUUUAAGACUGUAUUUAUUUAUUCCAACAGUUUAAUGUUAAAAAUUGAUGUUACUUUCUUUAAUAUAAAUCUCUGGUAAGUAAUUAAUAUAGAGAACAAAUAAGUUGCUGAAAUUUUAUUCUUUUUAAAACUUUUGCAUUAAAUGACCUUUAACGCAACAAUUUUUAUAAUCAAGUCAAAUACAAAUUAUGCCCAUGCCUAUUUUAUCUUAUAAAUUUUUUAAGUGAAAUAAACCCCAUACUUGUUUACGUUUAUUAUUUGAUCUGCUUUCGAGUAUACCUAAGUUUAUUUAAUGAAUUGUUUUUAUAACAAAAUACAAAGUUGUUCACGUUAUGUCAUGUAUUAUAAAACAUGAUGUCCGUAUUAUAUUUGAAAUAUGAUUAUCAAUGUUAAGUUUACAUAUUGUUUGUUUGGUACAAAGUUUAGCUCAUCACUGCAUAAGUUUUUGACGAAGUCAUGCAUUAUAAAUUAAGCUUUUGUAAUGUAUUAAUGACUGAAUAAACCCAUUAAA
This is a messenger RNA of Dreissena polymorpha, 14564 nucleotides long. Its product is annotated as polycystin-1-like. The coding region runs from base 150 to 10589 and encodes 3479 amino acids. The record is from RefSeq and is a predicted model, not a curated record. Gene Ontology annotation, molecular function: calcium ion binding; protein binding. The transcript is spliced from 25 exons. Lineage: Eukaryota; Metazoa; Mollusca; Bivalvia; Myida; Dreissenidae. Gene Ontology annotation, cellular component: membrane.